UUGUGAGCCACCAUGUGGUUGCUGGGAAUUGAACUCAGGACCUUUGGAAGAGCAGGCAAUGCUCUUAACCUCUGAGCCAUCUCUCCAGCCCCAUAAAUAAAUUCUUUACUCAUCUGCUGGUUACUUGAUCUUGAUCAAAGAUCCUUUUCCAAGCUAAGGCUCAAGUAUCCAGAGUAGCUAGACAAAACUGUUUUCAAAGAGAGGGAUAGCAGUGUGGAAGAGAGACUUUCUACCAGUGAAUUGGAUGGUUUUGUGAUGUAAUAGUUUCUGUUUUAUUGCUCUCUGGAGAGCUAAGCUCUGGAAUGGUAACUAUGUAAUGACCAAACCAGUUAUCAUCGAAGACCUUCUAGAAAUAACUGUCUUCCUAAUUUCACCACAACCACUCUGGUCUACUGGUUGUCACCAAGUCUUAGAACUAAUGCAACAUUGGCGAUGAGGAUAAGGCUGGCUGUCAUAAUCUACUGCUCAGAUCAUAGCUACUGACUAAACCUGCCCUACUUACUUAGGUCAUGGCGUCAGCUUCCAGUUUACUUUUACACUUUCCUCUGCACCUGAGCCAGGGCUAUUAAGAGUUUCUAGCUGCUCAUUUCAGUAGCUUCAUAAAAAGGAGGGGUGGAGAUCUUUGUGCAUUGGUGUAUUGUUUUCUUCCUGAAGUAUUUGCUCAAGCAAUGUGAGCCUGUUUGUCAAGCUCAUGUGCUGUGCUGUUUCUGUAUGUAGGACUGUCUGUAGGUCGACGUGUAUGCAGGGCUAGUGAGACAGAUGGAGAGGGCAUCUGCUCAGUGGGCUUGGCUCCUGGGUGGCAUGGGAGUGGGUAGGGGUGUGACCUGGUGGCAGGGCCCAUGUGCUUCUCUGGCAGGUGGCGGAGAGAAGUGCGCAUCAAGAAGGGCUGCCAUCGGUGGCAGGGGGAGACUUGGUAUUAUGGCCCCUGUGGGAAGAGAAUGAAACAGUUUCCGGAAGUUAUCAAGUACCUGAGCCGAAAUGUGGUACACAGUGUCCGCCGUGAGCACUUCAGCUUCAGUCCCCGCAUGCCUGUUGGAGAUUUCUUUGAAGAAAGAGACACACCAGAGGGCUUGCAGUGGGUCCAGUUAUCCGCAGAGGAGAUUCCUUCCAGAAUUCAAGCAAUUACUGGCAAACGAGGCCGACCUCGAAAUAAUGAGAAGGCCAAGAACAAGGAAGUUCCAAAAGUGAAGCGGGGCCGAGGUCGACCACCGAAGGUCAAAAUUCCUGAGCUAUUGAAUAAAACAGACAACCGACUUCCAAAGAAACUGGAAACCCAAGGUACAGUGUUACUUGUAGCUCAGGUAUUCUGCUCCCUCCACAAGGUAUUUAAAAUGUUGCUGAAUUGCAGUUGGUACCUGGUUUUCCCAAAAGGGACAGACAACUGGAAAGAUGAAUCUAAAUUCGUUCUCCCCUUAGAAGGUAUGAUCGGAAUCCUAGCAUUUGCUACACUUUUUUUUAAAUAUUUAUUUAUUUAUUUUAUUAUGUAUACAAUAUUCUAUCUGUGUGUAUCCCUGCAGGCCAGAAGAGGGCACCAGACCUCAUUACAGAUGGUUGUGAGCCACCAUGUGGUUGCCGGGAAUUGAACUCAGGACCUUUGGAAGAGCAGGCAAUGCUCUUAACCACUGAGCCAUCUCUCCAGCCCCCCAUUUGCUACACUUUUUCCAGGCAACUUCUUCCUUUGACUACUUUUACUAGUGAAGCCUUGGGCUGUCCCCAGAUAGAGUAAUGCCAACAGAGAAGAGUUCCAUCUUUUCUUGUCCAUCUUCCAGCUCCUUGUAUAUACUAAUUGCAUUCAUGCAGUUGCCAUCGUUUUUGUUGUAGGGACCUGAAUCCAAAAGAUAAUUGACAUACUAUUUUAGUCAGAUGGGUAAAUGGGAAAGUGUCUGUGAUGUUUUCAUUUGCGGCGGAGGGGGUUGAGACAGUGUAGUCCUCACUGUCCUGGAACUUGGGCUAUGGACCAGACUGUCCUUGAACUCAGAGAAAUCCACCUGCUUCUACCUCCCCCGUGCUGGGAUUAAAGGCAUCUGCCAUCACCACCCAGUGAAAAUGUCUAAUUUUCUUUUUUUUUUUUUUUAAAGAUUUAUUUAUUUAUUAUGUGUACAACAUUCUGCCUCCAUGUAUGCCUGCAGGCCAGAGGAGGGUGCCAGAUCUCAU
Messenger RNA from Alexandromys fortis (reed vole), 2154 nucleotides. Its product is annotated as bromodomain adjacent to zinc finger domain protein 2A-like. NCBI's taxonomy places the organism in Eukaryota, Metazoa, Chordata, Mammalia, Rodentia, Cricetidae. Gene Ontology annotation, molecular function: DNA binding. The transcript is spliced from 3 exons. Gene Ontology annotation, cellular component: rDNA heterochromatin. The record is from RefSeq and is a predicted model, not a curated record. The coding region runs from base 840 to 1583 and encodes 247 amino acids.